Molecule: messenger RNA, 4667 nt
Organism: Protopterus annectens (West African lungfish)
Lineage: Eukaryota; Metazoa; Chordata; Ceratodontiformes; Protopteridae
Product: autophagy-related protein 9A-like
Exons: 19
Coding region: 1333-3783 (816 amino acids)
Biological process (GO): autophagy of mitochondrion; protein localization to phagophore assembly site
Cellular component (GO): phagophore assembly site; autophagosome
Source: RefSeq, a predicted model, not a curated record
GGCUGCACUGUUCAGUGUUGUGGUGGGAUCUGAUAGCAUUUGGUUGCUGUAUUUUGUGGCAGUAACAGUUAUUUCGUGUCCUGUUCUUUUUGUGGAUGAAACGAUUAGAUCCCUUCAAAUGUUGUUUGGAAAAUUGUUACGGGUGAAGUAUUAGUUGUUAGGGAGCAAACUGAAGCAGCACGGGACGUGGCCCUUAACGAGUAUCCGAACGAACCCAAGCUAAUGACAAAUGCGAGGACAUACAUAACAAAGGAGAUCUAAUGGAAACAAGACUGUAUUCGGAGAAGUGCAUGAGUCUGCAGUAAUGCUGAGAAAGUCAAUUGUGGAAUAUUCCCUUAGGAAGCUGAGUUCAUAGAAGCACAGCAUAUAUGACGACGAGUCUUUAUGGGUUCGUUUUUAGAGGGUACGUCUGGGCUGAAACAAAACCUGGUGGCAGAGGGUAUAGAAUGAGUCUGUAAGGGGCAUUCACCUUUACGCACACUACACGCAGAAGGCUUGGAGGAAAAACACUGUUACUGGAAUGUGUCAUUUGAAGAGUGAGACCAUCCCUGUCAUGAUGACAGAAUUAAGACAAUGUGGAACAUCGUACAUUGAGAUUAAAGACAUCUCAGAAUCGUUGACGUUUGGAGCAUAAAUACUUCAUACUGUGUAAUAUAUUUAAAUACAGGCACACCCACGCUUCGUGUCUUCACUAUAGCAACAAAAAACAUAUGUAGUUUAGAGUACAGCGCUGGGAACUCUUAAACUCGAGACAAGUAUUGCUGCCUGAAUACUAACAGCACUGUUUGACAACAACCUGGCCUCCAACCCAGCAAUGUGAUGGAGGGACUUAAUAUUUUUUAAUGAGAUAAAAUUUGAAAUGCUUUUGUAUAUGCGUACAUGCCGUGCAGUGUCUAUGAAAACAUCAGCACAGAUUGAACACUAUGCAAAUUUUAGGUUUUUGCUUUGUACAGAAUGAGAACACCUAGCACUGCCUUUGGACAAUUGCGUAACAAAGUAGGUGUACAUUAAAAGCCCAGUGAAAAUGUUGUAAGACAGAUGUAUAUGGACCAUUGCUUUUGUCUAUUGACAAGUGUGUGCCAUUAAAGAUUUAAAGUUGUUUGAAUAACUGUUUAUGGAUUCCCCUAUAUUGGAAUAUCCUUUUACAGUGUGGUGUGCAUAGCGACAAAAAAUGCAUUUAUGUUCAAGUUAACAAGGAGACACAGGUGGGGUUUCCGUGCUUAGCAUUCAACUACAGCCAGAAGAGGAAUUGACCUACAUGGUUUAAUAAAGAAGAGGGAGAGAGAUUCACAGACCAGUGACAUAGAAUAGCAUAAGAAAAUGUGACGUGAAAUGGCGAACCUUGACAAAUAUCGAGAAUACCAUCGGCUGGAUGAUGAUGAGGAGGACUCCAUGCCAGCUGGGGAAGAUGAUAUGUUGGUGCAUGUACCUGAAGGCUUAAAAGAUUCUUGGCACCAUAUAACAAACCUGGAUAACUUCUUCACAAGAAUAUUCCACCUCCACUCAAGGUAUGGGUUCUCCUGCCUAUUGAUCUCAGAAGUGUUUGAUCUGCUGCAAUUCUUAUUUGUGGUGAUUUUUACGACGUUCCUAUUCACGUGUGUGGAUUAUGAUGUCCUCUUUGCAAACACAUAUGUAAACCACACUAAUGUUGUCUCUGUUGAGAGGAACAAAGUGACGCUUCCUGAUGCUAUCUUUCCUAGAGAUCAGUGCCGCCAAAGAAUUCAGGAGAAUGGCUGGAUCAUCUUCCUGCUUGUUAUGGCUGCCAUCUUCUGGCUUUACCGUCUAGUUAAAGUAAUCUGCAACAUGCUCAGCUACUGGGAGAUACGAACAUUUUACAACAAAGCACUGAAGAUCCCCACGGUUGAAUUGUGCAAUUUUACAUGGCAAGAAGUGCAGCAAAGAUUGAUCUCCAUCCAGCGAGAGCAUCAGAUGUGCGUUCAUAAGAAGGAACUGACAGAGCUUGACAUAUAUCACCGUAUCUUGCGCUUCAAGAAUUACAUGGUGGCAAUGGUCAACAAGUCCCUGCUGCCUAUCCGUUUUCAUCUGCCUGGAUGGGGAGAAGUGAUUUUCCUAACUCAGGGCUUAAAGUACAACUUUGAGCUGAUAUUAUUUUGGGGCCCAGGGUCCCUUUUUCAGAACAAAUGGAACUUGCAUCCCAAGUACAAGCGAGCUGGGAAUCGGUUAGAACUGGCACAACAUUUGAGCCGUACUAUCUGCCUCAUUGGACUUGCCAAUCUCUUGCUCUGUCCCCUGAUACUUGUUUGGCAGAUUCUGUAUGCUUUUUUCAGCUAUGCUGAGAUUAUUAAGCGAGAGCCAGGAAGUUUGGGGGCCAGGCGCUGGUCACUUUUUGGACGACUCUACCUGAGGCACUUUAAUGAACUAGAGCAUGAGUUACAAAUGCGUCUCAGCAGGGGUUACAAACCAGCCUCCAAGUAUAUGAACUCUUUUAUUUCACCACUUUUAACAGUGGCAGCCAAGAACAUAGCCUUCUUUUCGGGAUCUAUACUUGCCGUCCUUAUAACCCUGACAGUGUACGAUGAAGAUGUCCUGACAGUUCAGCAUAUCUUGACAGCAAUUACCAUUUUGGGCAUUGUUAUCACUAUUUCCAGGACCUUUAUUCCUGACGAACACAUGGUUUGGAAUCCUGAACAGCUGCUGCAGUGUGUACUCGCUCAUAUUCAUUAUAUGCCUGAUCACUGGAAGGGGAACGCUAAUGCAUCAGAGACCAGGAAUGAGUUGGCAGAACUUUUCCAGUACAAAGCGGUCUUUAUCUUGGAGGAAUUGCUUAGUCCAGUUAUCACUCCCUUUAUUUUAAUUUUCUGUCUACGCCACAAAUCCCUAGAAAUUAUCGAUUUCUUCCGGAACUUUUCUGUGGAGGUAGUAGGAGUUGGUGACAUUUGUUCUUUUGCACAGAUGGAUGUUCGAAAGCAUGGACAUCCUCAGUGGUUCUCAGAGGGGCAGACAGAAGCUUCAGUAUAUCAGCAGGCUGAGAAUGGAAAGACAGAACUGUCUCUCAUGCAUUUUGCCAUCACUAAUCCUCAGUGGCAGCCACCCCAGGAGAGUUCGGUCUUCAUUGGCCACUUAAAAGAGAAGGUACAGCAGGAUGCCACAAAUGCUCCUUCUGCACAGCUUAUCCUGUCGGAAGCACCGCUGGCUGCCUCACUGCUGUCGAAUGCAUCCUCUGCUGCGCCUGAUGAUUUGCUUUCAAGUGUACUUGUCCAUCCCAUUCUUACUGCUUCAGGCCUGCCAACUAGAGAUCGUUACUUUAUGCAACCAUCCAGUACAGCCAAUGUAGCUGCAAGCAUACUGGCUUCAUUCUCUAACUCUCAGUUAUCCAGCCGGACCAAGUCACACACUGGCCACCCAAACCGCUGUCCUGAGAAUGUACCCUAUCGUACUGACCACAGCAUUAUUGAUGACAGGUGGACUGGUCCAAAGAGUCUUUUCAGCUAUGAUCCAAGUGCAAGCAUGUCACCGAGUGACUCGAGACAUCACAGUGCAUCUCAUUCUAACCUUCUUUCAGAAUACGCUAACACUGAAAUGAGCCUGCAUGCCAUCUAUAUGCAUGAGAAGCAUCAGCAGCAAAGUCAGUUGCCACAAGCUGUGGGAAUGUGGCAAACUGCAUCAGCAGUCAGAGAACAUCAUAUGCAGUCGGGGUCUUCCCUCAGUCCUGAUCAGCCACCUGAGUCACUGCCUGGACCGUCGCAGUUACCCCUUGGAGGAUGGGCAGAAUCAGAAGAAGAACAGACGCAGUCUGCCAGAAAAUCAUCCAUACCUCGAUAAAGGAAGGCAUAAAAUUGCAGUGCCUUGAAGCAUUGUUGAAAGACUUCAAGACUCUGAAGACCAUUGGUGUGCUUUUUAAAGUCUAAGUUUGGCAUCUAACAGAAACUUGAAUAAGGAAGACUUUUCUGGUUAAUCUACUACGCAGCUGUCAAACAUUUCACAGGAGUAUGUCUUCCACUGGUGUGAACUAAGCAGUUCCUGUACUGUCAUCUUUUUUUGUUUUUGGAACUCAAGACUAUUUCAUUCUUUAGUUUUGGAACUACUGACAUUAUAGAUUACUUGGUUUGUGUUUGCUGUAUGCCAAGUUGAUAAAUUGUUUACGUUUUUGGUUGAAGGAGAAGGUUCACGUGACCUAAAAGACUGAAUUCAUCAAAUUUAGCCAUUGAUGUUGUUUUCCUUCUUUCCUGAAACAAAGUCUUGUUUAAAGUGAAUAAUAUAUUAAGCUACAUGGAACUAAGUUGCAACAAAUGAAAUAAAGACCUACAGAAUGAAGCCUUUGUGGAAUAUAACAGAAUGUAUAAGUCAAGAGAUAUUAUGCUCAAAAAUAGUUUGGAAUUCAUUGUAUUAAAUUAGCAGUAUUGAAGAUUUUUUCUCUGGGCCUCCACUGAAAAUGGGCUACUACCCAGUCACUCUUUCCUGGUAAUCAAAUAUCAGUAAAUAUGUAAGUAAAUAAAAAGAUUCAUUGUCUCCACUUUUGAACUUCAGAAACUACUACCUGGUUUCUAACAAGCCUGUUACAACUGCCAUUUAGAGAGCAAUUACAUGCAUACACUAGUUUAACUUAACUUAAAUAGCAUGCAUUGGAAUGAGUGAAAAUGUAUCAUGUCUUCACAGAUAUCCCAGUGCUUUCAUUGUGAAUGUAAUAAAGAUGGCGAUGAAACCUC